UGCUCAGAGCUCCAUCCAGCCUGGCCCUGAGCACUUCCAGGGAUGGGGAAAUAGCUGAGGAUUAAAGAUAAGGAUUCACUGCCUUGUCCCCAAAGUGUCAAAGCUUAUGCCAGGAAAAGGAAGAUAGGAAUAGUGAUUCUUUACAUAAAUAACUGGACUGUUGAUUGUGCAUCUGCUCUUAUAUUGUGAACAGAUGCUCUAGAUUUCAUUCAGCAUGCGUACAGAAAGUGAUAAAGCAAGAAAGAACUUGGUGUAAAUUUUAAAUGGGUUAUUUGAAGGUGAAAAUGGGAGUGUGACUGACUCCUACUGAGCAUUUAUUCACGUCACUCUUCAUUUAAAACAUUAUUUAUUUAUCUCUUUAAUGCAGCACACUGAUAAGAUUGCACAGCUUGUGAUCCUACUCUGUCAUUCGAGUUCAGCAUCAGCUGCCUUUUUCUGGUCCUUGCAAGAUGCCAGCAGCCCUUGCAGAGAACAGCCAGGUGAUCUGUGAAGUAUGGGCCAACAACCUGGAGGAAGAGAUGAGGAAGAUCCGGGAGAUUGUUCUGAGUUACAGCUACAUUGCCAUGGACACGGAGUUCCCCGGAGUUGUUGUCAGGCCGAUCGGUGAAUUCCGCAGCUCCAUAGAUUAUCAGUACCAGCUCCUCCGCUGUAACGUUGACCUGCUGAAAAUUAUCCAGCUGGGCCUGACUUUCACAAAUGAGAAGGGGGAAUAUCCUUCUGGCAUCAACACCUGGCAGUUCAACUUCAAAUUCAACCUUACGGAAGACAUGUACUCUCAGGAUUCCAUAGACCUCCUUGCCAGCUCUGGACUGCAGUUCCAGAAGCAUGAAGAAGAAGGGAUUGAUACUCUGCAUUUUGCUGAAUUGCUGAUGACAUCUGGGGUUGUCCUCAGUGACAGUGUGAAAUGGCUGUCCUUCCACAGUGGUUAUGACUUUGGCUACAUGGUGAAGUUGUUGACAGAUUCCAGGUUGCCAGAAGAGGAACAUGAAUUUUUCCAUAUCUUAAACCUUUUCUUCCCAUCUAUCUAUGAUGUGAAGUACUUAAUGAAGAGCUGCAAAAACCUCAAGGGUGGCCUUCAGGAAGUAGCAGAUCAGCUGGAUUUGCAGCGAAUUGGACGACAGCACCAGGCAGGAUCAGACUCUCUUCUCACAGGAAUGGCAUUUUUCAGAAUGAAAGAGCUAUUUUUUGAGGAUACAAUUGAUGAUGCAAAGUAUUGUGGACGACUGUAUGGCCUCGGCACAGGAGUGGCUCAGAAACAAAAUGAAGAUGUGGACUCAGCCCAAGAGAAAAUGAGCAUUUUGGCCAUUAUCAACAACAUGCAGCCGUGAUGAGCGGUGCCCCUCAGAACAUGUUUACCAUAUUGGCAGCUGCUGUCCUCAACCCUUUUCCCUAAACAGUAUCUCAAACAAAAAGCAUCUCCAGUACACAGGCUGCACCAAGCCUUGCAGUUUUGCUGAAGAGCUGCAUUUUCCUUUGAAACACAGAAGAGUUGACUGAAUUCCUAAUGCCAGCAUUUGUGGUUUGCCAUAUUUUUAAUACCAAGGGCAAAGGACAGAAUCUACUGUGUAUACCUCUGUUUUUUUCCUCUUUAUACUGUACAGAAUCUGCAAGGAAGAUUUACCAGUAGAAAAUACUGGGUAGAACUAAGGGUUGGGAAAUGCAGUGAAAAUGGACACAGACAUGCACGUGAAUACGUUUGUGUUUUAUAAAGCUUAUUUUAAAACUUCUGCAUGUUGUGAGGGUGACAGCUUCACCUCAUGUGUUGCUUAUUUUAUCUCUGUCUGUGGAAAUUGCUCCCUUUGAUCACUGCAGAGGUUUGGGAACGGAUGAAAUUAAAAUGAUCCUUGCAGCUAAAAA
This is a messenger RNA of Sturnus vulgaris (Common starling), 1857 nucleotides long. RefSeq names its product CCR4-NOT transcription complex subunit 8 (gene CNOT8). Gene Ontology annotation, cellular component: CCR4-NOT complex. Lineage: Eukaryota; Metazoa; Chordata; Aves; Passeriformes; Sturnidae. The record is from RefSeq and is a predicted model, not a curated record. Gene Ontology annotation, molecular function: nucleic acid binding; poly(A)-specific ribonuclease activity.